UGCACACUCUUUUCCGCGCAUUCACCGUGAUGUGAGUUGCAGCUUUGUGCUCGCCACCGACCGGAUCCUGCAGGCUGAGCGCACUGCGUUUGAGAGGCGGACGACAGACGGCAGGAAUGGGAAGAAUAAGACAGAAUGCCAUAGAGGAGAGUGCUCAUUAAGACAUCUGCUGCUUUGAUUAGGAUUGGAGGAGCCUGCCAUCCCUAAACAGACAGACAGACAGACAGACCGACCUGCGAGGAGCUGCUGGAGUUGGUGCAGGAGGCUUUUGUUUUUUUGUCCAGGAGGGAUAUUGCAUGCAUAGAUGGUGCCAAACAAGUGGACCAUGAAUUCAGUUCUGCACAAAUCGCCACCGAGGAGCUGGCUCGGUCUCAGAUUACGACUCAAUGAGAAGCCCGUCCAGGAGGAGGACUGGGUAGUGUGCCAGCACCCUGAGUGUCCUGAGCGCCGGAGGGCCUCUAAGGUUUGCCACCACCCGGACUGCCUAGACCUGAAUAACAAAAGCCCCCUUCACCUGUGUGAGUCAUGUGACUCACGCUGCCAUUCAGAGAACACAGACAAUAUGCACUUUGACCGGCACCCCCGAUUUGACUUACAACCUCAAGCCUCCAUCCUGGCUCGGAACGUGUCCACACGCUCCUGUCCCCCGCGCACCAGCCCCCCCUCCGACCUAGAGGAAGAGGAUGAGGGGAGCAAUGACCGCGGGGAGCGUAAAACAGGGGGGAUGAAGUUGGUGAAAAAGAAGCCACGGAGACGACACACUGAUGACCCCAGUAAGGAGUGCUUCAGCCUUAAGUUUGAUCUCAACGUGGACAUAAACACAGAAAUUGUACCAGCAAUGAAAAAGAAAACCUUGAGAGAGGUUCUAGCUCCAGUGUUUGAGAGGAACGGCAUUGAGCUGUCCCGGGUCGACUUGUUCCUGGAUCAGUCUAACACGCCACUGUCCCUCAACUUUGAGGCCUACCGUUUUGGAGGGCACUACCUCAAAGUCAAAGCACGGCUGGGUGAUGAGCUGAAGGUGGAGCAGAGUGUGAAGGACCUGCGCUCGCUCAGUCUGCCCAACAUGAAGCCCUCUGCAGGCCAGAGCACCUACAUCCUCACCCCGGCCAGCGAGAAGGUGGAGCAUGGAUCUCUGGGACGCAAAGAAAGCGUCGAUCUGUUGGGUCAGGCGCGAAGGAGGAAGAACAUGACAGAGUUCCUAGGGGAGACGAAUAUUCCUACGCCGGAUGCUCUGGGACAGAUCGGAGGAUCCCUGCCCAGCGCUGGAGCCGGGCCCGACAGCUGGAAGAACCGCGCCGCCAGCCGCUUCAGUGGCUUCUUCAGCUCCAACGCUGGAGCAGGACCCUUCGGCAAGGAGUUGGACCGUCUGGAGCAGCUGCAGAGCAAACUACACUCCUACACGUUGUUCGGGCUGCCCAAAGUGCCGCGGCAGCUCUCCUUCCACCAGGACUCCUGGGAGGAGGAGGAGGAGGAGACCAACCUGGCCCUGGAGGACAGUUGGCAGAUGCUGCUGGACAACUCAGAGACACUGACGAGGCGACAGUUCCACCAGCAGGAGGCGAUAUGGGAGCUGCUGCAGACGGAGGCCACCUACAUAAAGAAACUCAGAGUCAUCACUGAUCUGUUCCUGUCUGGGCUGCUGAACCUGCAGGAGAGCGGUCUGCUGACAGAGGCAGAGCCCCCAAAGCUGUUCAGUAACAUCCAGGAGAUCGUCCGCCUCCACACGUCCCUGUGGAACCAGGUCAUGCUGCCUGUCCUGGAGAAAGCCAGACAGGCCCGGGCUCUGCUCGACCCCACUGACCUUCACCACGGCUUCAGGACGUUUGGCUCCAGGUUCAAGCCCUACAUCCGUUACUGCAUGGAGGAGGAGGGCUGUAUGGAGUACAUGCGCACGCUUCUCAGGGACAAUGAGCUCUUCAGGACCUACGUCACGUGGGGAGAGACGCAUAAGCAGUGUAACCGUCUGAAACUUGCCGAUAUGGUAGCGAAGCCCCACCAGAGGCUGACCAAAUAUCCACUCCUGCUGAAGAGUAUUCUCAAGAAGACGGAUGAGCCGUCGGCCCGCGAGAUUGUCAAUAGCAUGGUGGCCACAGUAGAGGGCUUUAUCAACAGCGUGGACUCCCAGAUGCGACAGCGGCAGGAACAACAGAAGCUGGCCACCAUUUCUGCCCGUAUAGACUCCUACGAGGCUGUAGAGGGCAGCAGUGAGGAAGUGGAGAAGAUCCUCAAGGAGUACAACUGCUUCGACUUGAUGGCUCCCAUGAGAGGAAUAUCUCCGGAGGAGACUCGACAGCUGCAUCUUGAGGGAGCGCUGAGGAUGAAAGAGGGCAAAGACAGUAGGAUGGAUGUCUAUUGUGUCCUGUUCACUGACCUGCUGCUAAUUACCAAGCCAGUGAAAAGAGUGGAGAAAGUCAAAAUCAUCCGCCAACCUCUCCUCAUUCACAAUGUCGUCUGUAAGGAGCUCAAAGACCCCGGCUCAUUCAUCCUCAUCUACCUCAAUGAGUUUAAGAGUGCAGUGGCAGCCUACACUUUCCAAGCCAACAGCGCCUCCCAGGGGCGAAGCUGGAUCGAUGCAAUCUGCAAUGUCCAGAACCAGCUCCAGAGGCUCCGCACUGAGGAGGUCCUCCGGCAGCAGAGCAGUCUGAAGAGAUGUGGCGAGUUAGAAGAGGAGGAGGAAGAUGAGAGCAGCAACUCCACUACAAGCUCCCCAUGCCUGAGGCACAAAGACCAGCAAAACUCAAGUCAAUCCGAUGGUUCCACUGAGACCCUGUCAGUGAUGGACAUUGAUGAACCAGGUGAACACCAGGAUCCUCCUUCCCCGAACAUGAACCUCGAGGGAACCGCUGAAAAAGACGGCGACGUGGCUCCCCUGUGUGAAAGGUCUGAGGUCCUGCAGUCUCAGUGCACGAGCCCCCGCAGAGUCCUCUCCACCGUUUACUCUGAGCACGAUCAGGAGACGGGGCCUGACGGAGAGGAGCUGGACCCCCAGUGUCGCUCUCUCUCCAUGGACAGCGCCUACGGUACCCUCUCCCCCGAAUCCCUCCUGAGAGAGCUUCAGCCGCAGCCUGGCCAGAGCGAGGGAGAGGAGACUGAGGAGGAAGAGGGAGACAGGGAGGGUGAGGAGGAGGCGGAGCGGGAAGAGGCAGGAAUUGAGGAGGAAGAAGAGGAAGAGGAGGAGGAUGCUGCCUCACUUGGGUCCCAGCUGUCAGUAGUCCAGUCCUCUAAACCUCGCCGGCGGCCUCACAUUCAGCCACGAUUCCACUGCCUCCAGAGGCUGUCCACUCUGGCCUUAUCCCGCUCUGAGGACAAUCUGCUGCAGCGCUUCCACGGUAAAACCCCUGUAUCUCACAAACACUCACUUCGCUCUGAGGUUCAGGACCAGUCACAGUGCAGGGACAUGGAAACGUCACCGCUGGCACACAGUCGAAGCCUGUCAGAGCUGGGCCUGGAGCUGUUGUCCAGUGACCUCGACCAGUCUGACGACUGCUUGAGCAUGAGCAUGCCCUCCGACAAACUCUGUGCCACCCUGAGGAGGGCGGAGGCCAGGCACGGCUACAGGGCGCCUGCCGGAGCUCACGAGGGUAUCGAGUCCCAAAGCAACAGCUCGGACGGGGAAACGGCUCCAUCUGCCUUCGUAGAUAAGAAAAACGAGUCAACAACCGCUGGUGAUUCAGGGAAAGUGUCAUCCAAAAAGAGGAAAUCACCAGUGCAGCAGCACAAGAAGCUGACUCUAGCUCAGCUGUAUAGGAUACGCACCACUCUUGUCCUCAACUCCACACUCACUGCAUCGGAGGUAUAACCACUCUUCCAAACAGCUGACCAGUGGCACGUGGGCAUAAUAAGGAACAACACUUGUUGUGCUUCGAUGGACUGAAUUUCUUGAGACACAAAUGCACUCUCUCUUGCUGCCCUCUCCCUUCCUGUUGCUUUUUGGACUCUGAUAGUACCAUUUUUGCAUUUGAACAAUAACAAACUUUUUUUUUUUUUUUUGCUGUUGCAUUGGUUUCCGAAUUACUCGAGUGGAAGGGAGAGGCAGAGAGACAUUAACUGCUUGCACUUUGCAACGAAAGUAGCGUUAUGGGGGCUUGGACCUUAAGGUGGACUGGCGGAGGGGUGUGUGUAUGAGUGCAAAGUGUGGAAGUGCUGCACCUGCAGAGGGAGGAGACAUCCAGGUGGAGGUCUUAAAACCUCAUCCCUGCGCUUUGCACCGGAGAAAAGGUGGAGCUGAAUCCUGCAUCUUCUCCGUCUCUGUUGAGUUGAAAAAGAAAAAGACUUUUGAAAAUCUCUACACCUGGCAAAAAAAAAAAAAAAACAGCACCAAGGACGUCCUCCUAAUAUUUGUACUACUCCUGGUUUGCUUCAACAAAAGAAAAAAAAGAGAAUUGCACAGUUAUCUAUGUUAAGUAGAAGAAUCACUAAGGAGUGAAUUUACAUUUACAGUCACACAAUGAAUUAGAAUUUAUUGUUUGCUGUUUGUGUCUGCUCGUGUGUGUGUGUGUGUGUGUGGUGUGUGUGUGUGUGUGUGUGUGUGUGUGUGUGUGUGUGUGUGAGUGAGUGAACGAGUGUGUGUUGAAAUGAUACAUGGUCCUCGAUUCCUGACUGAACCAAAACUGAUUCCCAUCUCCUGUGAAGACCCGAGUAGCCGGUAGGCUCCCAACAAGAAAAAAAGUGCGCCCAAAGGUCCAAAACCAGCCAGUCAUGAUUUCAUAAAAACAGCUGCAUCACCACACAGAUGGACUUCCUUCUUUACUGUUAUCUUGGUUGAACUAAUGCAAUUUGGUAUGUGGAACUAAUGAGAAGAUGAGUUGAUUUCCUAAAAAAACAAUGACUGAAUUUAAUAGGCAGUUGUGAGGGAUUUCCUGCACUAUAUAUAUAUUAUGGCUUGAGUGUCCACUCACUCUUGAGGCCUAAACGUAGUAAAACCACAUACACAAAAGCACAAGCAAGAACAAGCUCAUAGGAAACACAAAAAGAAGUCGACACUUUGCCUGUGCCGGAGCACCUUUUUCUCCAAGACAUUUCAUUUCUUGUGUUUCUUUAGGAUGGUAACACUAAUAAGAGAUUGAAGAAAAGGUUUGGGUUGGAUAUUCUGAGUGAAUCUGCAGAGCUGGCUUUAACACUUGUUCCAGGAGAUUGAUAAAGUAAAAAAAAAAAAAAAAAAAAAAAAGCAUUGACCACCACAGAAACUUCACAUUCACACUUGAUGUGUUCAGCUUUUCAGAUCAGUGAUUUAUAACCUUAUUCCAAACAUUGCCCAAACCAAAUAGGUUAACUCUGUUUACUUUUAGUUUUUUUUUUUUUUUGUGUAAUAUUUAUUAUGCCUGCUAUGUUUUAUAUAUAAGAUAUUGUUUAUAUUGUUUGCUUCCAUGAUUUGUAAAUUUUUUUUGUGGAUGUAGUCUUAAUAAUUUCAACUUGCCAGGCAUGAAUGUGCUAUGAACCAAAAUCAUGUGUUUCCUCUUUCAGGAAUGACUUUAAAGUGUCUUACAAAAUAAAAAUGCUAAAAUACUUUACAAUCCCUCUUUUAAUGGUUUAAUCCAUUGUAAUGGAGUGAUUUAAGAGGAAAGGCUGAAUCUGAAUGGCAUCGCAUUAAAACAACAUGAACUGGUCA
This is a messenger RNA of Dicentrarchus labrax (European seabass), 5608 nucleotides long. RefSeq names its product pleckstrin homology domain containing, family G (with RhoGef domain) member 5b (gene plekhg5b). NCBI's taxonomy places the organism in Eukaryota, Metazoa, Chordata, Actinopteri, Moronidae. The transcript is spliced from 21 exons. Gene Ontology annotation, biological process: Rho protein signal transduction; endothelial cell migration. Gene Ontology annotation, cellular component: plasma membrane; axon; endocytic vesicle. The record is from RefSeq and is a predicted model, not a curated record. Gene Ontology annotation, molecular function: guanyl-nucleotide exchange factor activity. The coding region runs from base 305 to 3799 and encodes 1164 amino acids.